AAACAUGGUUUCUUUCUUUCACUCUCAAGCCAAGUGAAUUAACACUAUGCUUCUUCUUCAUCAUCAUCAUCUCGUUCUUCCUCAAAACACAGAAACACAAACAACAAUAUAGUAACCAACAAAAACAAUGACACCAAACACAAUCAAAGAAACCUCAACAUCAUCAUCAUGUUCUCAAAACAUCAUAGAUCAUCAUCAUCUUCCUCUUCAUCUCCUCAGAUCCGACACAAUCCCACCAUCACCAACUCUCUCCAAUUCCACUAUCGAUUUCCUUCCAAACUUCUCCGGUUACUCAUGGAUCGCUUAUGGAGCUUCUUCCCUUCUCGUCAUCACCCAUUUCCCUUCUCCUCUUUCCGAUCUUCAAUCACGUAUCGGUCCUAUUUUUCGUCAAUUCUUUGAACUUUCAUGUCAUCAUUCUUCUCCUGUUUCAUCUGUUUCUUGGGCACCCCAGAUGCCUUCUCAUGGUGAUCUUGCUGCUGCUGCUGAAAAUUCUAUCUGGGUUUUUAACCAUGGUUCUGUUAAGUCUAAAGGUUCUUUUUGUUGGAGCCAGAAUGCAGUGCUUGUACAACGUACAAAAGUGGAGACCAUCAGAUGGACAGGAUCAGGGGACGGAAUCAUUUCUGGUGGAAUGGAGGUAGUUUUCUGGAAGAAGAGUAACAAAUGUUGGGAAAUCGCGUGGAAGUUCAAAGCAGAUCAGCCCCAAACAGUCGUAAGUGCAACCUGGUCUGUUGAAGGCCCUUCAGCAACUGCAUCACGUCCUAGUAAAGAACAGAUUGAAGGGUCCUUAAUCAAUCAGGUAAGCAAAUGUGUGUUUGUAUGUCAGAGCAAUGGAGUAUGUGAAUAUUCAAAAGCCAAACUUCAACACCCUCUACCUGUUGUGACAAUUCAAUGGAGACCAUCAAGGGGAAGACUAUCAAACAGAUACAGUAGGUAUUCAAAAGGGAAUGUAUUACUGACAUGCUGCUUAGAUGGAACUGCUAGGUUAUGGAGUGAGGUUGAUAAUGGAAAGACCAAGAGGGCUGGGAAGAACACAGGGUCCUCUUUUUGUGUUGUUGCUGUUAUUGAGAUUAGUCAGUGUUUAAAUGGAACUCUUGGUUCAGAUAUAUUUGUGAUGUGGGGUACGGAAAUUGUGGGGUUAUUUAGAAGAGGUGAAGGAGACAAACAAAUUUUUUCCAACGAAGAAUUUGAGCACGACGUGAGAAAGUGUGAUUGGUUAGUUGGAUAUGGUCCUGGAAUGUUGCUUAGCUUUUGGGCUGUCCACUGUCUUGAUGAUGUUUCCCCGCUGAGAUUUCCCCGAGUUACAUUAUGGAAGAAGCAUGAACUUCAGAGCCAUGACAUAGGAACCAUUUAUAAGUUUGACUCAUCUGAUUUUAAAAACGCAUUACUUAUGCAGAAUAAAGUCAUUAUAUCAAGAAACUCCUUGUCUGGUCCACCAAGUAUAUGCUCUUUACUUCAGCUCUUACCUUGUAAUUCCUUAGUUUGGUCAUUUUUCCAUAUUCAAGAAACACAUGACGCUGUUGAGAACUCCCUUGAUAAUGGUAAAACAGAUGCAAUAUCUUCCCAUUUGACUGGUGGGUCUUUAAACUUAGAUGGACACAGUGGGAAAAUAUUAAAGGUUUCGAUUCAUCCUUAUACAAGUGAAGCUCAAGUUGCUGCUUCUCUUGAUUCUAAUGGGCUGCUUAUUUUUUGGUCACUUUCUAAUAUUUCAAACUCCAUUUUGGGAUGUCCAACCUUGGUUCCUACUUGGGAACUCUGUGGAAAGCUUGCAACUCAACACUCGUGCUCCAUGUAUACAAGCUUGACAUGGGCACCUUCAAUACUUGAUGAGCAACUGGUGUUUUUUAUGGGACAUAACAGGGGGAUUGAUUGCUUCAUAGUCGAUAUUAGUCGAACUGAAGAGGAAAAUAUAGAAUGUCACUACUUAUGCACUAUUCCCUUCACUGGUCAUGGUCCUUAUGAGGAUGGCCCACACGACAUAUUUGCAAUUCCUUUGAACUCUACGUGUAAUAAAACAUUUCGUAAUAAUAAACUUAUGCUAUUGGCAAUUUGGAUGGGGAGAUUUGAAGCUCUAUCAUGGGAAGUCAACUUGCACUCUUUUGACAUGUCAACAAGCUGUUCUGAAUGCAACUUUGAUGCUAAAAGCAUUGACGACAACAGUGUUUGGGCAUUUGAAAGUACAUAUGCUAGUAAAAGAUAUUACAUUACUGUAAUUCCAUGUUCAUCCGACUUUCCAAGUUCCAAUGAUUCGGUUACUAGUUUUGCAGUGGCGGAUCCAGGAACCCUGAGUCACAGACAACAGGAGUUAGGCUUUGCAAAUGAUCUUUGUAGUAGCUCUCCUACAUAUAUCUUGGCCACAGGCUGCUCUGAUGGUAGCUUGAAACUCUGGAAAAGUAACUGUGACAAUCCGUUGACCCUGAACUUGCCGUGGGAGCUUGUGGGUAUGUUUGUUGCACAUACUGGUCCUGUCAAAGGUAUAUGUUUCACUGAUUGUGGUCAGAAAGUUGCUACGUUCUGCAACGGAAAUGAUUCGAAUGCUGUCAAUACGAUCCAUAUAUGGGAUGCUAUAAAUCUGAUCAUUUCAGGGACAUUUAUUUUAGAAGAUACACUCACGGUUGAAAGUGAUAUUACUACUCUCAAGUGGUUAACUUUAGGGACUGGUGAGUUAUUGCUUGGAGUUUGUUUGCAAAAUGAAUUGCAAGUAUAUGCUCGGAAGCGUUGUGACGGCCUGACUACGUCAAACUCUGUAAAUUUUCUAAAAUUAAAUGUAUGGUCUCAGAUUGCAUUUGCUCAAACUUCCCUUCCAAUAAAUGAUUUCUUAUGGGGACCCAGAGCUGCUCCAGUGGUAAUUCAUGGAAAUUACUUCAGUAUAUUUAGUCAUUGGUUGUUCCAUGUGGAUAAAAAGCAACAGAGUAAUUUUCGUUCUCGUGACUCGGAUCCAAGGGCCAAUAAUUGCAAGAUUGAAACAUAUGAAGACAUAAGUUCUGCCGUUUUUACUGAUUGUGACAUUGGUACUUUCAGAGAGCUUUCAACUGUAGACAGUCUUGCAGAUUGCGAUUCGAAGCAGUCCAUCACAAAUAAUGUGAACAGCAAUAACCUGUACAGCAGCGUGAUUCUUGCCAAGGAACAAUUAAAAUCUGAACUCCUUACCAAGGUUGGUUUGUGGAGCAUCUUAGAAGUAGCUGAUCUGAUCGGUGGAUCUUUGCCUACUUAUCACCCUGAUGUACUUCUUAUCAAUAUAAGUUCAGGCAACUGGAAACGUGCUUAUGCAGCUGUUAAGCAUUUUGUUGAAUGCCUGAUUUCUAAUUAUGAUCCUAAAAAGAGACAGAUCACCAGAAGGAAUGGUCUUCCAAGUAUCAUAUUGUCAGAUUAUUUAGAAGGCCGUAUGCCAAAAAGUUCGCAAGAUAAGGGAUUUAAUUGGAGUGGGGAUGUUGCGUCAAUCACUUCAUUUUCACAGGCUCAAAGUAGCUCGUUCCAGUUUCCAUAUCAUUCGGAUUCCAGUUCUGAAAAUAAAAGAAGUUCCACCUCAACUAGUUCUGAGCUUAAUGGCUUUAUUGAAUCUUUAGAGAAUUUUCCCAAUUUACCACAUUUGAUCAACAUAGAAAGGACAGAGAUUCUCUCAAUCAUUGAUCUGCUCAGGGAAGUUAGUAAUCCAGACUCCUCUUCUGCAUAUCAAAGUCUUGAUGAACCCGGACGAAGGUUUUGGGUUGCACUAAGGUUUCAGCAACUACAUUUCCAACGGAAGUUUGCUAGAGCUGCAUCUAUCGAGGAGAUGAUCAUUAACUCAAGGUUGUUCGUAUGGGCUUACCACUCUGACUGUGUAGGAAAUCUAUUUGGUUCUGUCAUACCCAAUGAACCAUCGUGGCAAGAAAUGCGUGCUUUGGGUAUGGGGUUUUGGUAUGCUAACAUACCUCAAUUGCGUGCAAGGAUGGAGAAAUUAGCAAGAGCACAAUAUUUGAAGAACAAAAAUCCUAAGGAUUGUGCGUUGCUGUAUAUUGCAUUAAACAGAGUUCAAGUUUUAGCCGGCCUUUUCAAAAUCAGUAGGGAUGAGAAGGACAAGCCUUUAGUGAGUUUUCUCUUGCGCAAUUUUCAGGAUGAGAAAAAUAAAGCUGCUGCUUUAAAAAAUGCUUACGUCUUAUUGGGAAAGCAUCAGCUGGAAUUGGCGGUUGCUUUCUUUCUUCUUGGAGGUGAUCAUUCUUCUGCUAUAAAUGUUUGUGCUAAGAACCUUGGGGACGAACAACUUGCACUAGUCAUUUGUCGCCUUGUUGAAGGCCAUGGCGGACCAUUGGAGCAUCACUUAAUUGCUAAGUAUAUAUUUCCAUCGGCAAUCGAUAGAGGAGACUACUGGCUGGCUAGCCUUCUAGAGUGGGAAAUGGGUAAUUGCUAUCAAUCUUUUCACAGAAUGCUAGAGUUUUCAGUAAACACUGUGGCUCCCGAGUCGACCAUCAUGUCCAAUUCUGGUUCUUUUCUGGACCCUACUAUUGGUUUUUAUUGUCAAAUGCUUGCUGCAAAGAAUAGCACGCGGAAUGCUGUAGGAGAGCAAAAUUCUGCUAUCCUUUUAAGGUGGGCAACUUUGAUGACAGUUACUGCCCUAAAAAGAUGUGGUAUUCCUCUUGAGGCAUUGGAGUAUUUCUCAUCUUCACCGAGCAUGCUUGGGACUGCAGAUCAAGAGAAUGAAUUGGGCGAUGUUCUGUCCAGUACAUUAAAGCCUUUGCCAGGAAAAUCGUCUAACUGGUUAUCUGCUGAUUUAUCUGUGCAUCUGGAGUUUCAAGUUAAAUUGAAUUUGGCCCUUGGCUACUUAUCAAAACUGAUAAGAGAGCAUCCAAGUUGGCCUAACACUUUUACAGAAUCUGAUAAAGAAGCCUCUUAUUCUGAAGAGUACAUGAUUCAGUACGAGAAAUCAAAUGAUAGUUUUAAACAAAAGUUAUACGCAGGGUUUGAUCUUUUCGAACAAAGGUUUUCACUGACUCCAUGCUAUCUAAUCAGCUCGAUCUUACUCUUACUUUGCCAUCACGGACUAUGGUACAUUGGGUAUGAUGUGACAGAUGGAAGCACUCAUGGAGAACCAUCUCAAAAGAAGACCGAUAGAUUUGAUGUUUCCAAUUUAUCUCCUUCUCAAUUCAAACCCCUGUUUAAAGCUGCAGAAGAAAUCUCCUUUUUGUAUUCAAGAUUUUUUUCUGCCUGCGGUAUGGUAUAUUCUCAACAAAGCUCAACUCCUGAGACAGGUGCAUCAGCUGAUAUCAAAUCUAAAUUUUUGGAUACUUCCCAGUGUCACUUUGAAGGUCUUCUGAAUUCAUUGUGGUAUUUAAGAGCUGUUUUGAGGAGUCAAUUGAGGUCUAUUAGCAAAGAUCUUGUCAAAAAGCAUCUUGAAAUCCUUGAUUUAUUUGAAUACUAUUUAUAUUUUUCAUUAGCCUGGCUUCAUAGAAACUCGGAAGCCCUUUUAUUUAUGGUGCAACCUUUCUUGAUUGCACAUGAUGGUUGUAAUCCUUAUGAGGUUGAUAUGGUGAAUCUUAAGAAACUUAUCCCAAAAGUUGCACAGUUGUUGGCUCAAAAUUCUUUCAUUACUAAUGUAGAAAGCCUUCAAAUAUCCAAAUGUGCAGAGGAUAAACUAGAUGCAGAUAUGAAGUAUUCAGUUCCUGAUGAUGAAAAAUGGAAGAUAUUAGGGACCUGCUUGUGGCAGCAUAUGUCUAGAUUCAUGAUAUCUAAUUUGAAUUUGGUUCUUGCCAAACUUGAAGAUGAAAAUGUGUCUGGUUCUUUCCACAGAUAUAGGGAAUCUAAUACUCCUAGAAAUUUGGAUUCUGAUAGCAUCAGCUUACCAGAGCAGAUUCUAUUAGUCACAUUUAACUUAUGUGAUUUACUGACGACAACAGUUACUCACAUUUCUUCUUAUCAUAUUAAACAACUUGCGGAAUUUUUGUGGCAGAAAUUGGAGAAUGAUUCAAAUGUUAUGACUCUUGAAUGGUUAAAACAAACAAGGCAGUCAGAAUCCAAUCAGAACAAUAACCUGAACAUUUCGGAAUUGGUCAACGGAAAAGAUAACUAUCUUGUUCAUCAGUUACUAUGGGAUCACUGUGCUGAUCCCAAAUUGAUACGCGACUGCUUUGCACAGGAGAAACUCAAUUGGUUAAAGGAUUCGGAUCAUAAGCCUAUGAAAGGAUGGAAUGACCUGUAUACAAUUAUGACAGGAUUGCAUAAAACCGAUGACUCACAUGAUAAUCAUGAAAUAGAAUCUCCUGUUAAAGGAAUACUUCCAAGUGGCCAUGCUUCUGCAAGAUCCAACUCGAAAGAUAUAACUUGUGCUAAUAUUGAUGACUUUCAGAGUCCCAGAGAAAUUUACAAGAGAAAUGGAGAACUUUUGGAGGCACUGUGUAUAAACUCUACCAAUCAACAGGAAGCUGCGGUUGCUACCAACCGGAAGGGUAUAGUAUUCUUUCACUUGGAAGAUGAGAUUCCUUUUAGUGGCGAAGCAGACCUUUUGUGGACCAAGGCCGAUUGGCCACAAAAUGGAUGGGCAGGUUCAGAAUCCACCCCUGCUCCUACUUGUGUUUCUCCUGGUGUUGGCCUUGGGAGGAAAAAAGGGGCACACCUCGGUCUUGGUGGAGCAACUGUUGGUAUGGAUUCUUCAGCUUGGCCUAGCAGAGACUUGACAGGCAAUGGAGCUUUAGCAAUGCUAGGUUAUGCUGGUAUUGGUGCCUCUGGAUUGGGUUGGGAAACUCAACAAGACUUUGAGGAUUUUGUUGAUCCACCUGCUACUUUGGAGAAUACAAGUUCCAGGGCUUUUUCUAGUCAUCCAAUGAGGUCUUUCUUCUUGGUUGGUUCAAGCAAUACACACAUUUACUUGUGGGAGUUCAAUAAGGACAAAGCUACUGCUACAUAUGGGGUGCUUCCUGCUGCGAAUGUCCCUCCACCUUAUGCUCUUGCGUCAAUUUCAGCUUUACAGUUUGACCACUUUGGGCAUCGUUUUGCCAGUGCUGCAUUAGAUGGAACCGUCUGCACAUGGCAGCUGGAGGUAGGAGGAAGGAGCAAUGUUCGUCCAACAGAAUCAUCCCUCUGCUUUAAUGGCCAAGCAUCGGAUGUCACGUACGUUUCCUCUAGUGGAUCAAUAAUAGCCGUGGCUGGAUAUAGCUCUAAUAAUGUUAAUGUGGUUAUAUGGGAUACUUUAGCUCCACCUUCAACUUCUCGAGCUUCUAUUUUAUGUCAUGAAGGUGGUGCGCGCUCCCUUUCUGUAUUUGACAAUCAACUAGGAAGUGGUUCUGUUUCCCCUCUAAUUGUGACUGGUGGUAAAGGCGGCGAUGUUGGACUUCACGACUUCCGCUAUAUAGCUACAGGAAAGGCGAAAAGGCACAGGCGUUCUGAUAGCAUUGGGCAUAGCUCUCUCACAUCUUUGAAUUAUGACAAGGACCAUAAUGUUGAUGGGAUGCUUUGGUAUAUUCCAAAGGCACAUUCAGCGAGUGUCACAAAAAUAGCUACCAUCCCAAAUACCAGCUUGUUUUUGACUGGAAGCACAGAUGGAGAUGUCAAGCUCUGGGAUGCCGAGAGCUCAAAGUUAUUACAUCACUGGUCUAAGCUACAUGAUAAACACACUUUUCUCCAGUCAGGCUCUCGUGGAUUUGGCGGCGUUGUUCGGGCUGCUGUUACGGACAUUCAAGUUGUUCCACAUGGUUUUCUUACGUGCGGUGGGGAUGGAAAUGUAAAGCUUGUACAGUUGAAAAGUCACCUGCGUGGCUUCGGGGAUGAGUAACGAUACGUUUGAGAUGCUUCAUUAUUGAUGUUAAUCUCUACUAUUGCACCAAAUGCUCUUGGUGAAAGUGGUUAAAUUUUUUUGAUCGCCGAUUUUGACAACUUGCAUAAGAAAAUGUGCAAAUUUCCGAAGCCACAGUGUCUCUAUUGAGACAGAGCUCAUCAUGUUAUGCUAAGAUCUACUAGAGGCAGAGCAUAAAUUCACUGGGGACAGUAAUCAGUCCUUAACUUGGGAAAGCAUUUCAUCCUGGAACAUGAACAUCUCAUGCUAGUGAACCUCAUUGCUUUGAUUACUAAAUGGGUUCCGUUUUGUUCUAGUCAUUCAUUCUUCAGUUAGGUUCUAGUCAUUCUUUUUGUAUAGUAUAAGUUCAAUCACUUGGUCAGGCAUUCUGUGGUAUGAAUACCUCAAGCCUAUAAUUUUUUUUGAAAAUAUAUAGUCUUGUAAUAUUUUAUGUGUAUUACCUUUUGAGCUCAAUCACUUGAUUAUAGUGUGUUUAUUUGAAAAAGGAAUAAGAACAUAUGAUAAUGUUGGUAUCAAAGAUAAAUGUCCAAAAACCCCUACUUCUCCGGUGGUUUGCGACAGCGAGUACUGUUGCAUAAGGGGCUGGUUUUGUUUAAAAUGUCGGAUCAGCAUCCAGAAAAUGAUUUGGAAGGGAGUGUGGAACAGUUGGCAGCUUUGAUAGACCAAGAAAAGUUGAUGUGUUUGUUCUCCUAAGGAACUGUUAAUUAGAUGGUACAAGAAAAUACUUAAAAUCACAUUGAAAAUUAAAAGUGAUACUCUUUUUAAGACAAAUACUUUUUUAUAAAUGUUAUAGUUACCAUGAGGUAUAUAAA
This is a messenger RNA of Medicago truncatula (barrel medic), 8571 nucleotides long. RefSeq lists its product as uncharacterized. The transcript has 16 exons. Gene Ontology annotation, molecular function: protein binding. Lineage: Eukaryota; Viridiplantae; Streptophyta; Magnoliopsida; Fabales; Fabaceae. The coding region runs from base 128 to 7738 and encodes 2536 amino acids. Gene Ontology annotation, biological process: vacuolar acidification. Gene Ontology annotation, cellular component: RAVE complex. The record is from RefSeq and is a predicted model, not a curated record.